AUGUCAACACAUCCUCGAAGAGGCUAUAGACCAGCCACCUCCCCAAGGUUGCUCGCCGGAUUCCACUCUUCCGCGGAUUUGCUUUCUCCUUCUCCCACUCGUAGUGGAAUUGCCGAAAAAUUCUCUCUUUCUCCAGACCCCGCUUCUUGGGGUUCAAAUUUAUCGGCGCCUGAGCCUGAUGACGCAUUGCACAAUCCUGUUUACAGGGGCGGAAAGUUCAAAGACAGCAAUAGCUUCACCAUAUCAUCUCGAGGUAUUGCCAACUUGGGAUUCCUCGCUUUCCUCUGCUUCGCAGUCCUGGGACUUUUCAUAGGAUACCCAGUUCUCACAUUUGUUCGCCAAGCGAAGCUGUCUCCCCCCACGAAUUCCAACUCCUUCGUAAAUUCAUCGGGACAGGUGCCGAGUAUCGGAAACUUCGGAUUGAUAGAUCUCGAUACGCCCAAGUCUGCACACAAGAUAACUUCGCUGUACAGCGGCAGAGAAAUGGUCCUCGUCUUCUCCGAUGAAUUCAAUCGUGAUGGCCGAACCUUUUACCCAGGCGACGAUCCGUAUUGGGAAGCGGUGGAUCUUCACUAUUGGGCCACGAAUAAUAUGGAGUGGUACGUUAAGAAUGCCAUUAAAAACGGGUCACUUGAAUUCACUCUCUCCGAAGAGCGUGUUCACGGUAUGAACUACAAAGGUGGCAUGAUAUCUACCUGGAACAAAUUUUGCUUUACGGGUGGACUACUUGUUGGGGCGGCCAAUCUUCCGGGGACAAACAAUAUCCAUGGUCUCUGGCCAGCUUUCUGGGCCAUGGGAAAUCUCGGCCGCGCAGGCUACGGAGCGUCACUGGACGCAAUGUGGCCUUAUACUUACGAUAGUUGCGACGUGGGCACUGUGGCCAACCAAACUCGCAAUGGGCUACCGCUUGCAGCCACCACCACAGGCGAUAAGAAUGCUCCUAUCAAUGGCGAGCUGUCCUACCUUCCGGGACAAAGGCUGUCCCGAUGUACCUGUCCCGGAGAAAGCCAUCCCGGUCCAGUUCACGAAGAUGGUACUUAUGUAGGCAGAGCUGCCCCAGAGAUUGAUGUUUUCGAGGCUCAGAUAUCGAACAACGCCGGGCAGGUGUCUCAAUCUGGCCAAUGGGCGCCGUUUAACGCUGGUUACAUGUGGUUUAACACAACUGAUAAUAUGAAAAUCGUGGACAGGAGUCUUUCCUUCCUCAACACAUAUCUUGGUGGUGUCUACCAGCAGGCAACAUCGGUGGUGGUUACAACCGACCAGAACUGUUACGAGCUCAUUGACCCACAUUGUCGUUCAGUUUAUGGAUUUGAAUAUCGGCCAGGCUAUAGCGACGGCUACAUCUCUUGGAUCACAGACAAUCAGGUCUCGUGGACAAUAUUAGGCAAUGGUAUGGCAGCAGACCCAGCGGUGGAGAUUGGUCCGCGUCCAGUUCCGAUGGAGCCCUUGUAUAUCCUGGCAAACCUGGGAAUGUCAAGAAACUUUGGUGAGGUCGAUCUCGAGCAUCUGACCUUCCCCACGGUCAUGCGAAUGGACUACGUGCGCGUAUAUCAAUACCCAGACGAGAUAAAUAUUGGUUGCGACCCAAAAGGAUUCCCCACUCAAGCUUACAUAAACACAUAUAUCGACGCAUACACAAAUCCAAAUUUAACCACUUGGAAUGACAUCACCACACUCUUUUGGUCCGGUCCACCAUCUCAACGCUACAAUUCCAAUGCAGUGCUGUCCUUUGUCCAUCCAGACUCUGAACACACCCAAGCUUUCUGUUGGGACUUUUAUGGUGCCCGCUCAGCUAUCAUUUACAUAAUCGUUUCGUCGCUUGUUUCCGCCGGUCAAGCUCUACGCGACCCUGUAAUGCCGACAAGCAAUGAUUCAGAACUCCGACAUUCACGUCCCCUAUUGACUACACACACUCUACCUCGACGCGAUGACUCUUGGGAAACAAGCUCAGCCACGACAAGCUUGACGGAGAAAUACGCGCUUGCUGCGGACCCUGCGGCAUGGGGAACUGAUCUGCACAACGCAGAGCCCGAUGACCACAUACACGUCCCUGAAGUUCGAAAUGGGAAGGUGGUCGACCGCGCCAGUUCCGCGAUAUCCUUCCAAGGGUUUACGAACAUUGGCUGUUUGCUCAUUCUCAGUUUGGGAAUAAUCACGUUGUUCAUGGGCUAUCCGGUUGUCUCUCAUUUAACGAAACCGUCCACCAAAGUCAACUCUCUAACGGUCAACGAAACGGGACAGGUCCCCGCAAUCGGAAACUUUGGUUUGAUAGACCUCGAUACCCCGAGCAAUGUCUAUACGAUCAAGUCGCUCAAGACAGGAAAGGACAUGAAGCUUGUCUUUAGCGACGAAUUCAAUCAAGACGGGCGGAGCUUUUAUCCAGGCGACGACGCUUACUGGGAAGCUUUAGACCUGCAUUAUUGGGCGACAAAUAAUAUGGAGGAUGACAUGAAUUCGCUCCUCUUCACCCUUGACCUUGACGAAACCAGGUACGAUCCUUCUGCAGUCACCACAUCGAACGGUUCACUCCGAAUCACUCUGUCACGCGAGAACAUUCACGAUUUGGAUUAUAAAGGGGGAAUGCUUUCGACUUGGAAUAAAUUUUGUUUCACAGGUGGAUACCUUGUUGCGUCUGUUGUUCUCCCUGGCACCAACAACAUCCACGGACUGUGGCCUGCCUUCUGGGCCAUGGGCAAUUUGGGUCGAGCGGGUUAUGGAGCUUCCUUGGACUCGAUGUGGCCUUAUACGUACGACAGUUGUGAUGUUGGGACUGUCGCCAACCAGACUCGGAACGGACUUCCCAUACUUGCAACCACGAGCGGGGACAAGAAUCAACCAUUCAACGGAGAAUUAUCUUAUUUGGGCGGACAGAGACUGUCUCGAUGCACGUGUCCUGGAGAAAGCCAUCCAGGGCCAAUACACGCAGACGGCACAUAUGUCGGGCGUGCUGCUCCAGAGAUUGACGUCUUCGAAGCCCAGAUUUCAAACGGAGCUGGUCAGGUGUCUCAGUCCGGUCAAUGGGCGCCAUUCAACAACGGCUACGUCUGGUUCAACACUAGCGACAACCUAAUCAUCCCGGAUCCAACCCUCUCUGUGUUGAACACGUACAUCGGUGGUGCACUGCAGCAGGCAAGCUCCGUGGUGACGACUGUGGACCAGAAUUGCUACGAGCUCCGUCAGGGCUGUUAUUCCGUUUAUGGCUUCGAGUAUAAACCCGGUUUUGGUGAUGCUUACAUUACUUGGGUCUCAGACAACAAGAUUGCAUGGACCCUGAAUGCUGCCGGUAUGGCUGCAGAUCCUCAAGUUGAAAUCGGACCUCGCCCUGUGCCCCAAGAGCCGAUGUAUAUUCUUGCCAACCUAGGAAUGUCAAGAAAUUUUGGUGCAGUUGAUCUCGACGAAUUGACCUUCCCAACAACACUCUCUAUCGAUUACGUUCGUGUUUAUCAGUAUCCUGACCAGAUCAAUAUCGGAUGCGAUCCCCCAAACUUCCCGACUCAGGACUACAUCAACACCUAUAUCGAGGCCUAUACGAAUCCCAAUUUAACAACUUGGGUUGACGACUACAAGCAAGUGAUGCCUAAAAACAAAUUUCUUGGAGAAUGUUAG
This is a messenger RNA of Mycena indigotica, 3606 nucleotides long. Its product is annotated as putative transglycosidase. The record is from RefSeq and is a predicted model, not a curated record. The coding region runs from base 1 to 3606 and encodes 1201 amino acids. Gene Ontology annotation, cellular component: plasma membrane; endoplasmic reticulum membrane. Gene Ontology annotation, biological process: (1->6)-beta-D-glucan biosynthetic process; fungal-type cell wall organization. NCBI's taxonomy places the organism in Eukaryota, Fungi, Basidiomycota, Agaricomycetes, Agaricales, Mycenaceae. The transcript is spliced from 51 exons. Gene Ontology annotation, molecular function: glucosidase activity.